This is a messenger RNA of Lathyrus sativus (Indian pea), 2103 nucleotides long. NCBI's taxonomy places the organism in Eukaryota, Viridiplantae, Streptophyta, Magnoliopsida, Fabales, Fabaceae. The record is from the annotation of a GenBank genome assembly.
AUGUCUAAUUCCGAUUCCGAUCCCAGCAACGGACACCGUCACGUUUCUUGGCCACCGCCGACGGAUGCUAAACCAAUUCCACCUUCUUCUUGGGCUAAGAAAACUGGUUUCAAGCCUAAAUUCUCCGGUGAGACUAAUGCUAGUGAUUCUGGUCAGAUAAUAAACCAUGUCCCUACUAAAGCUAGAGAACCUGAACCGCAACCGGAACCGGAACUGGAUCUCGAAGCUGGUCGUGUUCGGCCACCGGCCAACGGCGUUGCUCAGAGUAACAAUGUUACUAUUCCGGUAUCGGUUCCGGUUGUUAAAGACCAAACGGUGAAGAAACGGAGGGAUUCUGAUGGUGUUCCGAGUACUAACGGUCAGGCAAAUCCAGCGCCGGCAACGGACCAGCCUCCGCAGGUGCGGAGAACGGCGAGGCAUGAAGAAGUGGUUGAUGGUUUGGUUGUGGAUGAUGAAGGAUUAGCGUCUAGGCACCCUCAUAUGAAGUAUGAGCUCAGAGAUUCUCCUGGUUUAGUUCCCAUUAGUGUGUAUGGUGUUCAGCAUUAUGUUUCGAUGUUAGGUUCAUUGAUUCUUAUUCCACUUGUAAUUGUUCCUGCAAUGGGAGGUUCUCACGAGGAAACUGCUAAGGUGGUAUCAACAGUGCUCUUCGUUUCGGGGUUGACUACUCUGUUGCAUAUUAAUUUUGGGUCUAGGUUGCCCUUGAUACAAGGCCCUUCUUUUGUUUACUUGGCGCCGGCUCUGGCGAUAAUAAAUUCCCCAGAGUUACAAGCAUUAAAUGGAAACAAAUUCCAGCAUAUAAUGAGGGAGCUUCAGGGGGCUAUAAUCAUUGGAUCUGCUUUUCAAGCUUUACUUGGAUAUACUGGACUUAUGUCACUCUUAAUAAGGUUGAUCAAUCCUGUAGUUGUAUCCCCAACUAUUGCUGCAGUUGGACUUUCAUUUUUCAGUUAUGGGUUCCCAUUAGUUGGUACAUGUCUUGAGAUCGGAGCAGUACAGAUAUUAGUGGUUAUUGUUUUUUCUCUUUAUCUUCGUAAGAUAUCUGUUCUUGGACAUCGCAUAUUUCUAAUCUAUGCAAUUCCUCUUGGUCUAGCAAUUACAUGGGCAUAUGCUUUCUUGCUUACUGAAGCAGGAUUUUACAGCUAUCAAGGGUGUGAUGUAAAUAUACCUGCAUCAAAUAUGCUUUCAGAGCAUUGUAGAAAGCAUUUUUCUAGGAUGAAGCAUUGUCGGGUUGAUACUUCUCAGGCAUUGAAAUCCUCUCCAUGGUUUAGAUUUCCCUAUCCAUUACAAUGGGGUACUCCUGUCUUUCACUGGAAAGUGGCUUUUGUAAUGUGUGUGGUUUCGUUAAUCACAUCCGUGGAUUCGGUUGGCUCAUACCAUGCAUCUUCUUUAUUGGUAGCAUCAAGACCUCCAACUCCUGGAGUUCUUAGUCGAGGAAUUGGUUUGGAAGGUCUUUCUAGUGUCUUGGCUGGUCUCUGGGGAACUGGAACCGGGUCUACAACUUUAACUGAAAAUGUUCAUACAAUUGCUGUGACUAAAAUGGGAAGCCGUCUGGCUGUUCAACUGGGCGCAUGCUUUCUGAUAUUGUUGUCUGUCAUAGGUAAGGUUGGAGGGUUCAUUGCUUCAAUUCCUGGAGUUAUGGUUGCUGGUCUGCUCUGCUUUAUGUGGGCAAUGCUAACAGCUUGGGGCUUGUCAAAUCUACGCUACAGUGAGGCUGGAAGCUCUCGCAAUAUCAUCAUAGUUGGGUUAUCAUUGUUUUUCUCUCUUUCUGUACCGGCCUACUUUCAACAAUACGGCAUCUCUCCGAAUUCCAAUGUGUCUGUGCCAAGUUAUUUUCAGCCCUACAUUGUUGCUUCCCACGGGCCUUUCCACGUGAAUCAUGGAGGGUUGAACUAUGUCUUGAACACACUUUGUUCACUACACAUGGUGAUUGCAUUUCUUGUUGCUGUUAUCCUGGAUAAUACUGUACCUGGUAGUCAGCAGGAGCGAGGGGUAUAUGUUUGGUCUGAACCUGAGGUGGCCAGAAGGGAGCCUGCUGUUGCUAAAGAUUAUGAGUUGCCCUGGAGAGUUGGUCGGAUUUUCAGGUGGGUGAAGUGGGUUGGCCUGUGA